Miscanthus lutarioriparius is the source of this 1368-nucleotide messenger RNA. Lineage: Eukaryota; Viridiplantae; Streptophyta; Magnoliopsida; Poales; Poaceae. The record is from the annotation of a GenBank genome assembly.
AUGGGGAUGGAGUGGCCGCCGACGCCUGCGCAGCAGAGGAAGGCGGUGGUGGCCUCCGGGUCGGCGCUGAAGCUGGUACUGUUCGUGAUCCUCGCGGGCCUCGCACUGCGGCUGCUGGUCGGCCCCGCGGCCUACCUCCUGCCGCCCACCGCCGCGCCAGAGGGGGCCGCUCGUCUAUUUCCGGCGCCGGGGAUGGAAAGAACCGGCGGCGGCGGGAUUCCUUCCGUCGAAAUGGAUGAUGCGGUUUUUACUUUGACAUCUUCAGAACCUCUUACAGCUUUAGACAAGAAGGAAGGUUCCCCAAAACCAGAAGAAAGUUGUGAUCUUUUCCAUGGUGAGUGGGUUCCCAAUUCAUCAGGGCCAGCUUACACUAAUGCAAGCUGCCGCUUCAUUGAGUCUCCUCAGAACUGUAUGACAAAUGGAAGGCCUGACACAGAUUAUCUCAAUUGGAGAUGGAAGCCAUAUGGUUGUGAGGUACCGCCAUUUGAUGGCAAGAAGUUUCUGGAUGGCAUGAAGGGCAAGCAUUGGGCACUUAUUGGUGAUUCCAUCCUUCGCAACCAUGUCCAGUCAUUGCUUUGUCUUCUUUCUAAGGUCGAAGAUGCUACUGAGGUCUACCAUGGCGAUACAUUCAGAUCCAGAAGAUGGCACUUCCCUUCACACGAUUUCACGGUUUCCCUUAUCUGGGCACCAUUCCUGGUCAAAGCUAAAAUAUUUGAGGACGAUGAUGGAGUUUCUACUGCUGAUCUCCAGCUGCACCUUGACGUCCUCGAGAAAAAUUGGACUAGUCAAUGGGAGAGCUUUGAUUACGUGGUGAUAUCCACAGGCCAAUGGUUCUUCAAAACUGCAGUGUACUGGGAGAAUGGAGUUGCGAUUGGCUGCCACUCCUGCCAGAACAAAACCCUGAAAGAGAGGCCUCCAGAGUACUCCUUCCGCAGGGCACUCAAGGUGGCCUUCCAGUUCAUCACAUCUUCACCUCACAAGCCAGUAGUCUUCUACAGAACGUGGGCUCCUUCACAUUUUGAGAACGGCGAGUGGUUCAGUGGCGGGACUUGCAACAGGACGGCCCCAUUCAAGCCAGGGGAGGCCGGUGACAGAGAAAUGGACAAUAAAAUGUGGAGGAUUGAGAGAGAAGAGUUUGACAACGCGGUGGCGAACAAGGGACCUAUCGAUGGUGACCGUCUGAAACUGCUCGAUACAUUUGAGCUCUCUCUCCUAAGGCCUGAUGGACAUUCAGGGCCUUAUAGAGCAUACCAUCCUUAUGUGAAGGGCAUGACAGCCCAAGUCCAGAAUGACUGCCUCCACUGGUGCUUGCCUGGGCCUAUUGAUGCGUGGAACGAUGUACUCAUGAAGAUGCUGGCAAAGGACUGA